AUGCGUGUUUCCAACAUUGUUGUCUCUCUCUCCUCGGUCACUCUGGCCUCAGCAUUGAAUCUGCCCCUUCUCCCGAAUCUCAUUGGCUCUGUUACGACUACCUCUAUCCCCGUGGCCUCUGCCACAUCUACAGCUACCCCCAUCUCGUCUGGGGCCAAGGCACUCCUUGAAAAACUCGCCGCUGUCGACACAGCUAUAGCGACGAUCAAAAACAGCAUCAGCAAUUUUCAGCCCCAGAAUGGCGCCGUGGUGGACGUGGUUGAGAUUGCGAAAAGCUUCGGCAGCAACAGCAUCCUCAAUCUUGCCAUCAACAAUGCCCUGCUCCAGACUCAGUCUCUGAACGUUAAACUCAGUUCGGAUGAGUCGAAACGCGUCACCGAUUUCUUGAACAACAACAUUGCCCAACAUUAUAAAGAGGCUCUAGCACUGCUCAUGGCCAAGAAAAAUGACUUGGAGACCGCCUCGCUCAAGGACAGCGGCCUGUUGAACACACUCCUCGGCGGCAACAGCUUGCUUGACACCAUUUCUAAAGGAUUAGGAUUGGGACUCGCCAACCAAGAGACACUCAACACCGCCCUGAUCAAUAUCCUCGACCCUGCCUACCAGACUGUGGGCUUGGCGGUAGCCAACCUCAUCCAGAGUCUAUUUGAUGGCUCUCUCCGCUUGACGGUUUUGUGA
Colletotrichum spaethianum is the source of this 678-nucleotide messenger RNA. RefSeq lists its product as uncharacterized. Bases 1 to 678 code for a protein of 225 amino acids. NCBI's taxonomy places the organism in Eukaryota, Fungi, Ascomycota, Sordariomycetes, Glomerellales, Glomerellaceae. The transcript has a single exon. The record is from RefSeq and is a predicted model, not a curated record.